AUGGAAGAGAAAAAGAAUUUCUCUGGUACUUCUCUUCUUGUACCAUCAGUUCAAGAGUUGGCCAAGGAGAAUAUUUCAGCAGUUCCACCAAGAUAUGUUCAAUCUCAACUUGAAGAAUUGGUCAUCAAUGAAAGUGAUAGUAUCCUUGAAAUUCCAGUUAUUGAUAUGGACAAAUUGCUUUCUUUAGAAUUUGGGAGUCAAGAAUUGGCUAAGCUUCACCUUGCUUGCAAAGAUUGGGGAUUCUUCCAGCUGGUAAAUCAUGGUGUUGAUUCAUCAUUGGUGGAGAAAGUAAAGUCGGAGAUGCAAGAUUUUUUCAACCUUCCAAUGUUAGAGAAGAAGAAGUUUUGGCAAACUGAACAGCAUAUGGAGGGAUUUGGACAAGCAUUUGUUGUGACUGAAGAACAAAAGCUUGAUUGGGCUGAUAUGUUUUUUAUGAGCACACUUCCUAAACACUCUAGAAUGCCUCACUUAUUUCCACAACUUCCACUUCCUAUCAGAGAUACUUUUGAACUUUACUCCAUAGAAAUGAAAAAGCUGUCUAUGACCAUUGUUGAAUGUAUGGGAAAAGCUUUGAAAAUGGAUGAAAAAGAAACGAAUACUAUAUUUGAAGAUGGGAUACAAUCGAUGAGAAUAAACUACUACCCUCCAUGUCCUCAACCAGAAAAGGUUAUUGGGCUAACACCACAUUCAGAUGCAUCAGGAAUCACAAUCCUCUUACAACUCAAUGAUGUACAAGGGCUCCAAGUAAGAAAAGAUGGCGUGUGGGUCCCAGUUAAACCCCUCCCUAAUGCCUUCAUUGUCAAUAUUGGAGACAUUCUUGAGAUUGUGACUAAUGGGAUAUAUAGAAGUAUUGAACAUCGAGCAAUUGUGAACUCUGCAAAAGAAAGACUGUCAAUUGCAACAUUUUGUAUAACAAGACACAAUGGAGAGGUGGGUCCAGCAACAAGCUUCAUCACUGAAGAAACACCAGCACGAUUCAAAAGAGUUGGAUUAGAAGAAUACUUGAAGAAUGUUUUUCUUCGUAAACUUGAUGGCAAGUCUUACCUAGAUGCUAUGAGGACAUAA
Molecule: messenger RNA, 1065 nt
Organism: Lathyrus sativus (Indian pea)
Lineage: Eukaryota; Viridiplantae; Streptophyta; Magnoliopsida; Fabales; Fabaceae
Source: the annotation of a GenBank genome assembly